GAUCCUGUUUGUUGCCCUUCUGUCAUCUUAUUCUUAAUUAUAAAUCAUGGGGGAUGAGGAUAAAACAGUUAAACAUGAAAAUUUGGAACCAUCCACCUGGGUGAAUCACACAGCCUCUGCAUAUCAACAAACACAGGAGGAACCUGUUACAAACCAAAUAGGAUUAGAUGAAAGUGAAUCAACUGAAGGAAGUGGUGGUGUGACCAGCAGUGGAAAAAGACUACAAGAAACAUCAACCGAAUCAAAUCAUUUGCAAAGACUAAGGCAAACAUUUGCUUGCCCUCCACAUGGCUUACUGGCUAAAGUAAUAACAAAUGUUACCAUGGUUGUUCUCCUGUGGGCUGUAGUUUGGUCAAUCACUGGCAGUGAAUGUCUUCCUGGAGGAAACCUGUUUGGGAUUAUAAUCCUUUUCUAUUGUGCCGUCAUCGGAGGCAAACUUUUUGGCCUCAUCAAGUUACCUACGUUGCCUCCACUGCCUCCUCUUCUUGGUAUGCUGCUUGCUGGGUUUCUCAUAAAAAAUAUCCCUGUCAUCAAUGAUAAUGUACAGAUCAAGCACAAGUGGUCCUCCGCUUUGAGAAGUAUAGCCCUGUCUAUCAUAUUGGUUCGUGCUGGCCUUGGGCUUGAUUCAAAGGCCCUGCAGAAGUUGAAGGGUGUUUGUAUGCGAUUAUCCGUCGGUCCUUGUCUUGUGGAGGCAUGCACGUCCGCUCUUCUUGCCCACUUCCUAAUGGGUUUACCAUGGCAAUGGGCAUUUAUACUGGGUUUUGUUGUAGGUGCUGUCUCUCCAGCUGUCGUGGUGCCUUCAAUGCUCCUUUUGCAGGAAGGAGGUUAUGGUGUUGAAAAAGGUGUCCCAACCUUACUCAUGGCAGCUGGCAGCUUCGAUGACAUUCUGGCCAUCACUGGCUUCAACACGUGCUUAGGCAUGGCCUUUUCCACAGGCUCCACACUGUUCAAUGUCUUCAGAGGAGUUUUGGAGGUGUUGAUUGGUGUGGCAGCUGGAUUCCUUCUUGGAUUUUUCAUUAAGUACUUUCCAAGCAGUGACCAGAGCGAACUCGUAUGGAAGAGAGCCUUCCUUGUCCUGGGGCUCUCUGUGCUAGCGGUGUUCAGCAGCACGUACUUGGGUUUCCCUGGGUCCGGAGGACUCUGCACAUUGGUCAUGGCUUUCCUUGCAGGCCUGGGAUGGGCCAGCAAAAAGGCAGAGGUUCAAAAAAUUAUUGCAGUUGCCUGGAACAUUUUUCAGCCCCUUCUCUUUGGUCUGAUUGGAGCAGAGGUAUCUGUUUCAUCUCUCAGGCCAGAAACUGUAGGCCUUUGUGUUGCCACCUUGGGCAUUGCAGUAUUGAUACGAAUUUUGACUACAUUUCUGAUGGUGUGUUUUGCUGGUUUUAACAUAAAAGAAAAGAUAUUCAUUUCUUUUGCAUGGCUUCCGAAGGCCACAGUCCAGGCUGCAAUAGGAUCUGUAGCUUUGGACACAGCAAGAUCACAUGGAGAUAAACAGUCAGAAGAAUAUGGAAUGGACGUGCUGACAGUGGCGUUUCUGGCCAUCCUCAUCACAGCCCCGAUUGGAAGCCUACUGAUUGGCUUGCUGGGCCCCAGGCUUCUCCAGAAAGCUGCCCAUCAAAAUAGAGAUGAGGAAGUUCAAGGGGAAAUUUCUAUACACCUUUAGAGGUGAAAGGAAAGAAUGCUGAAUAUGAUGAUUAGAAAGCUGCUAACAGAGGCUACUUUUAUCAAGAUGAAUCCUGAAAUAUGUAAUGUGUAAGCUUAAAAUGAAUAGAACCAAACGUGUGACUAUUUCUUUAAACAGCAUUUUUAGCCAUUACCCUUUCCAUGUGGAUGGUGAUGUUCUGCAUCUCCAA
This is a messenger RNA of Myotis davidii, 1850 nucleotides long. RefSeq names its product solute carrier family 9, subfamily B (NHA2, cation proton antiporter 2), member 2 (gene SLC9B2). Lineage: Eukaryota; Metazoa; Chordata; Mammalia; Chiroptera; Vespertilionidae. The record is from RefSeq and is a predicted model, not a curated record. The transcript has 11 exons. Gene Ontology annotation, molecular function: antiporter activity. Gene Ontology annotation, cellular component: membrane. Gene Ontology annotation, biological process: proton transmembrane transport. Bases 47 to 1660 code for a protein of 537 amino acids.